This is a messenger RNA of Saccoglossus kowalevskii, 1459 nucleotides long. RefSeq names its product signal-transducing adaptor protein 1-like. The record is from RefSeq and is a predicted model, not a curated record. Lineage: Eukaryota; Metazoa; Hemichordata; Enteropneusta; Harrimaniidae. Gene Ontology annotation, molecular function: signaling adaptor activity.
GCAUCUUCACAAGAUGAGACUGAAAAAUGGAGGGUUUAUAUUCUCAGCCUUGCCUGGGGGAGGAUACCAGACGACUGCCAGUUAUUGCCUGGAUUUAUGAUUGACAUCCAAACAGCUUUGAAGGCUGAACAAGAAUUAAAAGCACCGACUGGAGUGAAAAAAACACCACUAAUAUCAGGCAGUUUAAGAACAAGAGGCCCAGACAGUUCUGUGAAAUCAUCUAAUGGACGUGGAAGUACAAGCUCAACUUUGUCAAGAAAUUCUUCCCAUGAUAGUUGGCGUUCUUCUCGGAGCAGUUGUGGUUCAAUGGAGUAUCGGUUUUAUGAUGAUCAUUUAAAGAAUUGCAAAGAAGCCACUUGGUUAUUUCACAACAUAACCAGAGAAGAUGCAGAAAAUAUUUUAUGGAACAACACAGACAAGGGAGACUUGUUGAUCCGAGAAAGCGAGUCAUUCAAUGGAGAUUAUGUGAUCUCGGCGAGACUACAGAACAAUGAUCAAAUAUAUUGUAUACAACACUAUCACAUCAUGAAAAAGGGAGAAUUGUUCAAGCUGGACAUUGAUGAGGAACAUCCACCUGUACUGAACUUGUACGAAAUGUUGAAUUAUUUCAUAGACAAAACUGAUGGUCAACUGAGGCCACUAAUGACCAAUGACCUUACCGAGUUAAAAUUACCAAGCAAUAUUUAUUCAAGGGAACUAGUUAAAAUUAUAAGAGCUGAUCAGGAUCCUGAUAGUGGGGAAUGGGGUCCAAAACCUGUGUCGCAAGAAGUGAUUGAUCAAGAAGAUUAUUUAGUACCAGCAGACAUCAUGCCACUGACUCCUGACAUCAACAGAGCACCAGAUCCACCUAAAAAUAUUCCCGAAACGCAAGGAGCAACAACUGAUGACGUUUUUUCUCCCCCAAGAGCUGCUGCACAACAACCAAGACGAAGAAGAGUUUCAGAACCUGCCACUAGAGCACCCAAUCUCAGUGAACUUUAUAAUAAUUAUCAGAACCAACCGGCCUUACCACCACGUAAUGUACCGCUACCACCACCACCACCACGAAGUCGCUGUCGAAGGUGUUCCGAGCCAUUAAUUACACUCAAUCCCGACCAUCCACUUCUCAGAACAAAUCGUAGUGGCAGCAGUCAAGAACUCAGUGACUAUAAUGCUCACCAUGAAGAAUCAAAUGUCACCCCAAUCUUGAUUCCACCACCAUUACCUCCCAUGCCUCAAUUACCACCAUUGCCACCUCCACCACCACCACCACCACCACCACCGUCACCGCCACUGAAUACACUACCACUACCAGAAGUGUCAGAGGGAUCUACAUCAAUGCCAUCACCUCCCAAACCAGCAGUACAACCAAGGCAGCCAAGAAAUCCGAUGGCCUGUGUACAAGAAGAACUGAUAAGCAAACUAAACACAAUCUCACAGUGAUGAUGUAUUAUAGUAAACCUUUCACAGUGUUGAUUUA